Lachancea mirantina is the source of this 792-nucleotide messenger RNA. Lineage: Eukaryota; Fungi; Ascomycota; Saccharomycetes; Saccharomycetales; Saccharomycetaceae. The record is from the annotation of a GenBank genome assembly.
AUGGUUCAAAAUAUGCAAAAUAAAACCACACUUUUAUUCUCAUUGAUAGGAUCAAAGUAUGCCGUAGCAAUAUUAGAGAAUGUCUCCAGACCAUUCCCAGAUAAACGGUUGCCGGAGGCGUCGAAGUUGAUUGUCAAUUACGAAGAAUACGAAAGUCGAGGAAUCGCUCACGGCAAUUCGGUGACUAGUCAUGGAAGCUCAGGAGGUAGCAGCCACGGAAGUUCUGGAAGUAGUAGUCAUAGUGGCUCUGGAAGUGGUAGUCAUGGCAGCUCAGGAGCUUCAGGAUCAAGCAGUGAUCAAGGAAGCUUGGGAUCCAGUAGUUCAGGCUCGACCAAAGGUGGAAGUUCUAGCGACUCGGAAUCCGGAGAUGAUCAAGGAAACUCAGGUUCGAAGGGAUCGAAUUCCGACGGCGAUGAAGGAGGCUCUGGUGUGAUAGCAGGAAGUCCGCACGUACAGCCCAGUAAUGGAAACCACGGCUCAGCAACAGGGGGAGAUGAAGCUCAAGGCAAGACAGACGCGUCUGAUCAGUCCCCUCAUUCCACCGUCAGCCCCCAAGGCGCUGCAUCCAGCGGAGACAUAGGGACUACUGCAUCUCACGACGCGACGCAGAGCGAUCGCGAUCUGGCUAGUUCAAUAGAAAUCACUACUUUGACGACCACCACUGGUGGACGCGUCCUAACGCAAACUUCUACGAGGCAUCGCUAUCGGAACUCCACAAACGGAGCCGAUCUGCUCAUGAAAAACCACCUUUUUGACGCCGGAAUUGUAGCCAUCGGAGUUCUUCUUCUGUGA